Effrenium voratum is the source of this 1022-nucleotide messenger RNA. Lineage: Eukaryota; Dinophyceae; Suessiales; Symbiodiniaceae. The record is from the annotation of a GenBank genome assembly.
UUGGCUCAGAGGGGUCCAGGGCCAAAGCCAUGGCGGUCGCAUCAGCCUUCGUGGCUAGCACCCCGCGGGUGCUGGGAAGUUUGUUGGCGCCAAGCAGACCGCAGCGACCCUCACAGGUCUUGGGCAGUGAUGGUCACGCCUGUACAGCGGUGCUGGUGUCAACGGUGACAGCCUUUGCGGCAAAGGCACGCAGGAAACGAGCUGCGCAGCGAGCCACCACUGUGGAGGCUGAGUCCACCACUGGCCUGGCACCUUGGGAGAUAGACGAGGAGACAGAGGAGGAGCGGCAGGCCCGGUACACUCGGGAGGCCGAUGAGAUGAAGUUGAAGUGGGAUGCAAGGCGCCUGGAGGAGAAGCAGUCGGCGCAGAGGCGCCAGGCCUGGGCGCAGAAGGAGCAGGAGCGAGCUUCCCUGUAUGGCCCGCGGGAUCCUAUCAUGGAGGCCUAUGAGGCCCGCAUGUAUGAGGAGGCCCGCGUCAUCGAGGUACGGAGGAGGCAGAGAGAGGUGUAUGAGCGCAUCAAGGCGCACAAGGAAGGGCGGCCGUUGCCUCCCAAAGGCACUGCUUAUGUGGAGCUGAAGCCACCACCCAAAGAGCCGACAAAGCCCGAGGAGUUUGAUGUCUCCGGGCAUUACAAGCCUCAGGAGGACAUUGAAGCCAAAAAGUAUAAGGCGCCAGAGUCUUAUGUGUCACCCACUGGGCCGGCUCCGCCGCCGCGACAUAAGCGCGGCAAUCCCCGUGCUGCUUGGGAGACUCCGCAAUACACCCAGCCACGGCCAAAUGCCCCGCCGCCAAGGCAGUGGCCAGAGCCAGGGUCAUUGCCAGAAGACACAGUUCCUCCUGUCCGGGAGAAAAUUGAGAAGGAGAGGGCAAAUCGCAAAUCGCGAAGACAACGCAUGAUGGAGGAGCAGGAACGGCUGGAGCGCGGCGAGGACAUCGCGGAGGAGGAGGAGGAGGAGGAGGAGGAAGACAUCGACUGAGCGACUAGUGUCUUUAUGCAACAUUGGAGAUGACAUUGCCUCAGG